AUGGACAGGCCCAUACCUGCUUUCUAUGCCUGCUAUCUCCUUCGUUCUACGGUCCGCCAUCAAAAUCUCUAUGUUGGAAGCACGCCACAUCCCGUAAGGCGUUUGAAGCAACACAACGGAAUUGCCAAAGGUGGAGCUGUGAGGACUUCGAGAGAUACACUGCGACCAUGGGAGAUGACUUGUCUUGUAACCGGAUUCCCUUCCAAAAUCGCUGCUCUACAAUUCGAGUGGGCAUGGCAGAAUACACAUCAAACACGACACAUUGCACCAGAUGAGCGUAUCACCCAGGCAAACACAAAACAAAAAUACUCACCAAGAAGUGGAAAAGUGCGUAAGCGAGCUGGUCGCCCUCGCAUGUCUAUGCAUGAUAAGCUUGCGAACCUUCACAUCCUCUUGCGUGCGAAGAGCUUUGAGCGUUGGCCACUCCACGUCAAAUUCUUCGCCGAAGAUGUGUACAAAAUGUGGCAUAGAUGGACCGUGAACAUGCCUGAAGUGAUUCGACAAGGUAUUGAGGUUGAGAUGGACGAAUCUAUGCUACAGCAGAAGACCACUUCGGAAGAAGAUCCCCUGGAACCAGUCGGAAUCCACAGAAUCGACCCAACAUACCAACACAUGAAGACAACCUUGGAAAAGAGCCAGAAACUGCUCGUGGCACCAAACAACAGUUGUGCUAUUUGCCGCUCCACUCUCGACUCUGCAAAGGAGAUAGCGCUUGUCUGUUUCAACAAGGGCUGCAACACAAUCUUCCAUGUAGGUUGUCUUUCAAGCCACUUCAUCAAAGGCGAGUAUGGCGCACAAGACGCGGUUGUUCCAACACAUGGGAAUUGCCCUUCUUGCAAGUCGGACCUGAACUGGACCGACCUGGUUAAGGAUCUGAGCUUACGAAUUCGUGGCGAAAAAGAAGUCGCAGCUCUUUUCAAGGAACCGAAAAGGCGUAAGAAGAACGCGAAGGAAGAGGCUAAGAGCGUUGCAGUAGUAGAUGACGAAGAUAUGGAUGAGCCUGAUGUCUUGGCUGAAGAAAGUGAUGCCGAGAUUGAUCUCGACGAUGUUUUGCUGCAGUCAGAUUAUGAAGACAUUGAAAACAUCCAAGCUACGCCGUCAGGUGGCGACGAAUGGAAGCUCGUCGAUGAGCUGGACGAACAAGCCACACCUGGAGCUGUCGCAUCAGCAAGCUCCUCUGCAAAGAAGCGCAAAGAGGUCAUCGAAGACAGCGACUGGGACGAGGCCGAAGUCAUCGAGUGA
Messenger RNA from Aureobasidium pullulans EXF-150, 1242 nucleotides. RefSeq lists its product as uncharacterized. Gene Ontology annotation, molecular function: 5'-flap endonuclease activity; crossover junction DNA endonuclease activity. The coding region runs from base 1 to 1242 and encodes 413 amino acids. Gene Ontology annotation, cellular component: Slx1-Slx4 complex. NCBI's taxonomy places the organism in Eukaryota, Fungi, Ascomycota, Dothideomycetes, Dothideales, Saccotheciaceae. The transcript is spliced from 2 exons. Gene Ontology annotation, biological process: double-strand break repair via homologous recombination. The record is from RefSeq and is a predicted model, not a curated record.